Molecule: messenger RNA, 813 nt
Organism: Phalaenopsis equestris
Lineage: Eukaryota; Viridiplantae; Streptophyta; Magnoliopsida; Asparagales; Orchidaceae
Product: kinesin-like protein KIN-13A
Exons: 2
Coding region: 394-813 (139 amino acids)
Biological process (GO): microtubule-based movement
Molecular function (GO): microtubule motor activity
Source: RefSeq, a predicted model, not a curated record
UGCGUAUAUCUGCGAACAGACACCAUUUUAUACGCCACUCCAAUCGAUAUGCCAACAUUCGCAUCAAUUGGAGCGCGGAAGUAACUCCAAGAUCCCCUCCUACCAAAAUUAGGGUUUCUUACCGGACCCCAUUUUCUUUAUUUUCAUUAAAUUGAUCCAACAAUUAUCGCCUUGUUGGCCCCAAACUUUCAUUCUUCCAAGCUUUCAAUCCAUCUCUCAUCUUCUCGAACCCAAUCGAAUGAUCCUACAGACCGGCAGCUUUUCUUCUUUUCCUCCUCUUCACCGGGGUUAGUUCGCCCUGAAAGGACCGCCGGCGAAGUUGAGCUGGAUUUAUUUGCGGAGGGGCUGUAAGCUGGGGGAAAAUUGGCGCCCCUGCGGAGGUCACAGCGCCACAUGGGUGGCGGGCAGAUGCAGCAGGGCAAAGCGUCGGCGGCGGCGGCCCCGACACUGUAUGACCACCAUCACGGCGUGGUUCCGGGCGGGGACGCAGGCGACGCGAUAAUGGCACGGUGGCUGCAGUCGGCCGGGCUGCAGCACCUCGCUUCGCCGCUAGCAUCUGCCGACCAGCGAUUACUGCCGAAUCUCCUCAUGCAGGGCUAUGGACCUCAAUCUGCUGAGGAAAAGCAGAGGCUUUUGAAACUUUUGAGAAAUUUGAAUUUCGGUGGUGAUUCUGGCUCAGAAUUUUACACUCCUACAACUUCAACUGUUGCAGCAGAUGGCUUUUAUUCACCUGAGCUAAGGGGUGAAUUCGGAGCUGGUCUUCUGGAUCUCCAUUCAAUGGAUGAUAUGGAGCUCCUUUCUGAGGUCAGAUAA